UCCCAAAAUCGAAAUCAACCAAUUCAGAUUCUGCUUUCAUCACUUCUCACUCAACAGUACUACAACUGCAGCUAUCACUUCCCACUACUUAUGGAAACCUUCUUUACUAGCGACUCUGAUUUUCACUCAUGUGACACGUCUGACAAUUCGUCGGUGUCCAUCAGCAGCAGUCGUCGUGCCAUCUCAGAUGAGGAAGUAUAUGCCACCGUGGCAACUAGUGGCCCGAAGAAACGGGCCGGGCGGAAGAAGUUUCGUGAGACGCGGCACCCAGUCUACAGGGGCGUCCGGCGGAGGAAUGGGGGAAAAUGGGUAUGCGAGGUGCGUGAGCCGAACAAGAAAUCCCGUUUAUGGCUCGGAACGUUUCCGACUGCUGAGAUGGCUGCUCGGGCCAAUGACGUUGCUGCGAUGGCACUCAAAGGACGAAGGGCGUGCCUCAAUUUCGCUGAUUCAGCAUGGCGUUUGCCUAUGCCAGUAUCCAGCAGUGCGAAGGACAUACAGAAGGCUGCUGCAGAGGCUGCGGAAGCUUUCCGGCCAUCGGAAUCUGACAAUGCUUCCAACGGUGAUAUUAAUAUAAGGCCGGAGAAUCUGACGCUAUCGCAGGAGAAUGUGUUAUACAUGGAUGAGGAGGCGAUCUUUGGUAUGCCAGGAUUGCUUGCUAGCAUGGCAGAGGGAUUGUUGCUUUCUCCACCUCCAUGUCUUGGAGGUGGGUCCCAAUGGGAUGACGUGGAGAUGGAAGCUGACGUGUCAUUGUGGAGCUACUCAAUUUGAUGAGGAGUCUUGUUGCGAUUGUGUA
Messenger RNA from Magnolia sinica, 793 nucleotides. Its product is annotated as dehydration-responsive element-binding protein 1B-like. Bases 91 to 768 code for a protein of 225 amino acids. The record is from RefSeq and is a predicted model, not a curated record. The transcript has a single exon. Gene Ontology annotation, molecular function: DNA binding; DNA-binding transcription factor activity. Gene Ontology annotation, biological process: regulation of DNA-templated transcription. Lineage: Eukaryota; Viridiplantae; Streptophyta; Magnoliopsida; Magnoliales; Magnoliaceae.